AUGUCCUAUCAAUCUACGAUAAUAGGACUUAGUUUCCUUGCGGUACUUUUAUUAAUUCCGCCCCUAGCUUGGCAUUCAAGUACAAAAAAUAUACCUGCAAUAAUUUUAAUAACCUGGCUAUUAAUAAUGAAUAUCACGGGUAUAGUAAAUGCAGCAAUAUGGAGUGGUGAAGAUUUUGUAACAAGAUGGGAUGGUAAGGGAUGGUGUGACAUUAUUAUUAAACUUCAAGUGGGCGCCAAUGUCGGACUGUCAUGUGCCGUCACGAACAUUGUUUACAAUCUACAUGCCAUUUUGAAAGCUGAUAGCGUCUUACCAGAGUUUAAUUCAUGGGUAAGAAUUACAAAAGAUUUAGCCAUAAGUUUAGGGACUCCCAUUCUCGUCAUGGCAUUAUCUUACUUAAUACAAGUGUUUAGAUAUGGGAUUGCUAGGUAUAACGGUUGUCAAAAUUUAUUAUCACCUACAUGGGUGACCACAGUACUAUAUACUAUGUGGAUGUUAAUAUGGUCUUUUAUUGGUGCAGUCUACGCUCUGCUGGUUCUGCUCGUCUUCUUCAAAAAGAGGAAAGAUGUAAGAGAUAUCUUGCAUUGUACAAAUUCCGGCUUAAAUUUAACAAGAUUUGCUAGGUUAUUGAUAUUUUGUUUCAUCAUUGUUUUAGUAAUGUUCCCCUUUUCUCUUUAUUCAUUUAUCCAAGAUUUAGAGCAGGUUGGUGGUAGUUACAAUUUUAAAAGUACGCAUUCUAAGGCUUUAUGGAAUGUGAUAAUAAAGUUUGACCCAGGUAAACCAGUUUACAAUAUUUGGCUAUACAUACUAAUGUCAUAUUUGGUAUUUUUAAUAUUUGGAUUGGGUACAGACGCCUUAAGUAUGUAUGGUCGCUUCUUAAGAAGGAUAGGACUAGGUUUUAUUAUUGAUUCAAUCCAUAUAUUUAUUCAAAGAAAUAGAGAAAAUCGUGUGGGACAAUUAUUAGGCAAGAUGUCAGCUGGUACAGAAUUUCAAAACUUGGGAUCUUCUGACGAAUAUGGUGAUAAGACAACGAUGUUUAGUGAUACUGACGCAACAUCACCAAGCUCGCAGCAACAUUUUAUCGUUGAUUAUCGAUUGCCAAAUGAAAGGAGAAAUAGAUCUAGACGCAAAAGAAAUGAUAUAGAUAGUUUCCUUGAUUUAGAGAAUAACUUUCCUUCCAAUGACAAUGUUGAAAUUGCAGACAGCAGGUAUGUUCCCUUCCUUUCAAAUUCAUACGAUGAUGAGGACGAACAAAUUUCGUUAGAUGGGUUUUCAAAGAUCUCUAUUGGACCAUCAGAUAAGAAAAAUACUACAACAUUUGAAACUUACUCUCCAAUGUCAACUCUAGAAAAUGGAAGUUCAGAACAAAAGGGUUCGAGCACUCUAGAUGAGUUAUCAAAAGUAGACUCUCAAGAAACAGAAUUGGAAUUUCAUUUUAAAGUAAUGAAAAAAGAGGAGUCUGAUUGA
Molecule: messenger RNA, 1467 nt
Organism: Naumovozyma castellii
Lineage: Eukaryota; Fungi; Ascomycota; Saccharomycetes; Saccharomycetales; Saccharomycetaceae
Gene: STE3
Product: Ste3p
Exons: 1
Coding region: 1-1467 (488 amino acids)
Source: RefSeq, a predicted model, not a curated record